AUGGGUUUCACUGAAGGCGACCAGCGAGGAGAGAGAGAGAGAUUUCUUCUCGAAAGAUGGGUGAAACCGCCCGAGGUUAAGGAGAUGCAAUCAUCCUCCAAACUAGAGGACGGAGAAAUCGAGGAGGAAAUACCUAGUGAGCUCUGCUUCGACUUUUCCUCUCGCGCACAGAAGAUGGAUCGGAUCGGCAAUCUACCAGACGAGAUUCUUUGUCAUAUAUUGUCCUUUCUUCCCACAAAGCAAGCUGCUUUGACUUCAUCUCUCUCAAAGCGAUGGCUCAAUCUCUGGACGCAUGUCCCCGAUCUCGACAUUGAUGACUCCAUCUUUCUUCAUCCGGAAGUGGGUAAAGGAGAAAGGGACGAAAUUCGACAGAGCUUCGUCGAUUUCGUGGACAAAGUAAUGGCCUUGCAGGGAGAUUCUCCGAUUAAGAAACUCUCCCUCAAGUGUAUAACCGGUUUUGAUCCAUAUCAUGCGAACCGUUGGAUACGCAAUAUGUUAAAGCGUGGUGUUUCGGAUCUUAACCUUUACACUGAUUUCUUCUUCAAGGAUAUCGAACCUGAUUAUGUGCUGCCUGACGAGAUAUACAUCAGUAAGACACUGGUUAAUCUGAAAAUAGGAUGCGAGAUUUGUGUUAAUUGGUGGCAUGAAGACAUGGGAGCUUCUUUACCAAUGCUGAAAAGUCUGAGUAUUGAGUCGGAGAGGAUUUACUGUGGUAAGGUUGAGAAGUUUAUUUCUUCUUUCCCUGUACUUGAGGAACUGCGAAUGGCUACUGUGGAGUGGGAUGAUUCGGAUGUAACAGUGUCAAGUGCAAGCCUCAGGAAGCUAAGUAUCCAUGCCAUUGGUUGUGAUUAUGAUGGCUUUUCGAAUCCAGAUAGCAUUUCUUUUGAUACUCCAAGUCUGCUUUACUUGGACUACUCUGAUAUAGUUGCAGACGACUAUCCGUUAGUUAACAUGAAGAAAUUAUUGGAGGCUCGAGUCAGUCUUGUAGAGAGUGAUGCUCGAUUUAGAGCGCAAGAUAAUGAUUUGUUAGAGGAUGAUGAUGUUGCUGUCCCAGUGGUGAAGCUCAUGAAUGGCAUACUAAAUGUUGAGAAGCUUCACUUAGAUUCUGAUACUCUCGAGGUGCUUUCUCAAUGCUGUGAAUCGAUGCCUGUGUUCAACAACCUUAAAACGUUAUGUGUUACGAGUGAAGAGGGUCGAGGAUGGCAAGCAAUGCCAGUUCUUCUAAGGAACUGUCCACAUUUGGAAACUCUAAUCUUUGAGGGUCUCUUGCACCAUGUUACUGAUAAAUGUGGGGAUGCUUGUGACUGCAUAUCUCGGGAGGAUAGAGGUCGGUCUCUCACAUCUUGUCCAGUGAAAAAGAUAGAGAUUCAAGGGUUUCGAGGAACAAUGAAAGAGAUGACCAUGAUAAAGCAUUUCUUGGAGUACUUUCCAUGUUUGAAGGAGAUGAAGAUCUACUAUUUUGAAGAGAAAGAUCCUACAGAGCUCAGAAACCGUGAAGUGUCUAAUCAUGUCUUGGAGAUGAUGGGACUCGACAACAAGAUAUGGAGUUGUAAUGUCCAGCUCCUAGCUCCUGGUGAGUUAUUGAUUACUUGUCUAAGAAGUGGACUGCAUAAGGAAGUCUCAGACGUCUGA
This is a messenger RNA of Microthlaspi erraticum, 1632 nucleotides long. The record is from the annotation of a GenBank genome assembly. Lineage: Eukaryota; Viridiplantae; Streptophyta; Magnoliopsida; Brassicales; Brassicaceae.